CCUACUUAUGACUUAUGUUUUUUUACCAGCGCUCCACAAGAGCAACACGACAAUCAGGAAGCAAGUGUUCGAGCUCCUCUCAGCGCUGUGUGUGUACAAUGCAGAUGGCUACGCCACGGCUCUCGAGGCUCUCAACAAUUAUAAGGAGAUGCGGCAGGAGCGCUACCGCUUCAAGGUGGUGGUAGAUGAGUUACGGAGCCCGGCCAGCGUUGAGUACAAGACGGUGGUGGUGGCCUUCAUCAACUGCAUCAUCAUCUCCACUACCGAGCUACAGGCCAGGAUAUCCAUACGCAAUGAGUUCAUCGGCCUUAAAGUUUUGGAUGCCCUCAAUCAACUUCGACGCUACGCGAGCAAGGAUCGGGACCUGGCAGUGCAGCUGGACGUGUUCGACGAGCAGCGCGACACUGACGAGGCGCAGAUCACGGGGCCCGACGGUGUGGACCUCACCAGCCACGUCGACGUCUUCUACGCCAUACUCCGACAGGUGGUAGAGACCCCCCAGGAAGGCCCGUUCCUGAACGUCCUUCAGCAUCUUUUGCGCAUAGACCCUCGUGACCGCAUCAGCGACGUCAUGUGGAGCACCGCCGAGCGCCUCAUGCAUCGCGUCACGCUCCUGGACGACGCGCAGGACACGGCGCGUCUCCUACGGGCGCCGUCCUCCCGCAACCUCGCGCCCAACAAGAGCGGGUCGUCCGGCAGGUGCCUCUGCUCCUGUCACAGAGAGACCACGCCUGUCGCCAACUCCCCAACUUCUGCAGGCUCGCCGCCCCUUACGGGUGGACCUCCUCCACCACCUCCGCCUCCUGGAGGAAAUAUUCCACCACCUCCAGGAGGAGCUCCUCCACCUCCUCCACUGCCUGGUGGUGCUCCUCCCCCUCCACGACCACCUGGUAGUGGUCCUCCGCCUCCACCACCACCUGGUGGGGCACCUCCUCCUCCCCCACCUCCCGGUGGUGUUCCACCACCGCCACCGUUUGGUGGUCCUCCUCCUCCUCCACCUGGAAGUCCUGCGCUGGGGCUGAAAAGAACCGCGGCGCCUCCUGCCCCAGCCGCACCUGAUGUGCGACUCCCACAAAUGGACACGCCAAAGCCGCGCUCCAAAAUGAAGACCUUCAACUGGAACAAGAUACCGAACUCUAAAGUGGUGGGAAAUAACAAUGUCUGGACGAAGCUGGCCGUGCGUCAUGAGAAGCUGUCACCCACGUCCACUCUUGACUGGGAGGAGCUCGAGGGCCUCUUCUGCCUACAGACACCGCAGGCGCCUCCUGCUGGGGGCAAGACAGCGCCUGGCACUCCCGGGGAGGAAAACAAAUCGCAAAACUCUCAGAUCAAUUUAUUGGACGGCAAACGCAGCCUGAACGUCAAUAUAUUCCUACGACAGUUCCGAGUACCCAACGAAGAAAUUCUGGAGCUUCUGCGCGAAGGCGACCACGCCGAAUUCGGCGCGGAAAAGCUACGCAAUUUGCUCAAACUUCUGCCGAGUCCCGACGAGGCUGAGAUGCUCAGGAACUUUGACGGCCCCUGCAAUAAACUUGGGAAGGCAGAACAGUUCCUAAUAGCGCUCAUGAAACUGCCUCAGUAUAAGCUGCGGAUCGAGGCGCUGCUACUGAAGGAAGAAUUCGAAUCAACACUGGAUCAGAUUGACCCGAGUAUUAACGCUAUUAUCUACGCUGGCCGGGAUCUCAUCACAAACACCAAACUCCACGAGAUUCUCUACAUGGUCCUUGUGGCUGGCAAUUUCCUUAAUAACGGCGGUUACGCAGGAGACGCGGCCGGCAUGAAGCUGUCGUCGCUACAGAAGCUCACCGACAUUCGUGCGAACAAACCCGGCGUGAACCUCCUGCACUUCGUCGUACAGCAAGCGCAAAGGAAGAACCCCAACUUGCUCAAGUUCCCCGAGGAGAUGCCCUGCUUAGAAGAAGCGACCAAAGCGAGCAUGGUGACGCUACAGUCCGACCUGCUGCAGUUGGACGCGCGUGUGGAGCGACUGUCAACACAACUGCAAGCUCCAGGCACCCCAGCCCAACUCCUGGGUCAGAUGACGCCUUUCCUGCAGCAGGCGCGUCACGACAUCGACGCCCUCAAGCAAGGCAUUGCAGAGGCCGACAAAGUCCGGCUCGAAGUCGCCGCCUACUUCUGUGAAGACCCAAACACCUUCAAGCUCGAAGAGUGCUUCAAAAUCUUCAAUGCCUUCUGCUCCAAGUUCAAGGCAGCGACGGUUGAGAACAACCGUCGCAAGCAGCAGGAGGUCGAGGCUGAACAGCGGCGACGCGCCAGGGAAGACAACCUCGGAAAGAGACGCGUCUCGUCUCAGGGCGCCAGAGGUGGAGGCAGCGCCGCGCCUCGGCCGGCAUCGUACAGCGAGUCAGAGUCUGACCUGAACGCCUUGGAUGGUCUGGAGAGACCACAGCCUCCCUUACCGCACAUCAACGUCGCUGAAGUGCACUUCAACAGAGGUAAGAAAGGUAGAAAGCAGCUGGAAGCGCUGCAGCAGCAUAACGGUGGGCUCACUUCUGAAGACGAACCUUCGGUGUGCAACUCUCCUCGCCUAACUCGCCGCCGCGUGGGCUCCUUCAGCACACCAACCCAAUCCCUUGACCCUUACUCUGGAGCAGACCACUCUCCGGACGUCACGCCGAACGGCUCGCUACGACGCCGCAGGUCGCGGGUGCCGUCGGAGGAGGACGACCACAAACUCAUGGACUUCCUGGCCACCGGCGGACACGACCACACUCGCGAGAGGAAGGCCCUUAGCGUGGACGGCUACGGGUCCCUGGAUCGAUCGUUCGCCCGCCGCCCCCGCGGUGGCAGCAGAGGACGCGGCCAGUUGCUGUCGCCCUCCGUCGAUAUGAACGGCGCAUGCAGGCCGACGACUACUGACGAAGAACGUCGUAGUAACGGCGCCGUAGAGAGUGACAAAAAUCUGGACCCGGCAAGACCGAGCAAAAACUGGCGUCAGAAGAUCGAGUCUUGGUUCAAGGAGAACGAGAAGGAGGAGAAGCGCGCUGAGCUGAAGCGCCGCCUGCAGCACCACAGGAAAUCGCUGGACCUCGACAACGCCUCCUCCAUGGACUCGUCACCCGUGUGCCCGAGCCCCAGCCUGGGCACGCUGGUCGAACAUCACGACGACGCCCCUGAUAACCCGACGCCCUACCGCCGCGUGUACAAGGACUGGCGGCCGUCGGUCGACAAGACCGACGUCAUCGCAACCAUGGAGGCCAUCGCCGAAGUACAGUCGCCAGCAGGCAAGUCAGACCGCGACAAGUCGUCGUGGCGCAAGAGUAACCUUAAUGUCGCCAACUCGUGUGAAGAGGCCGUCCUAAACUGUGAUACUGAAGCGCCAACCGCCGCUCGUCGCCUUCGUCGCCAUAGAUCCCGACCCGCGGGCACUCCUGCUUCGCCUGAGGCAUCCAUAGACGGAGCAGAUGAUGCAGAGAGCCGCAGAUCCUCCCUCAUCCACGACCUGGGCCACACUGCGGACUCUGACACCAUCAAGCUGUACAUCAGGCACCCCUCCCAUGAAGGGAAAGCAUCUGACGGGCUUGCGGCCAGAACAGCGCCGGCCGCCAGUCUCCUGGACCAGUACAGACAGGCGGUCGACGUCUCGGCUGACAUGCUCAGGAACAUAGAGAAGGCGGAAUACGAUGAGCCUGAUGUUCCUCGAGACAUUACCGCUGGCGAGAAGCGGCGCGAGAAGAAGGCUUACCAGCGCACCAUGACUCCCGGUACUCUGCGCAAUGCACUGCAGGAUCGUCUGCGCAGUAACAUGGAUACCUCGCAUCUUGCAGGCACACUCAAGUCUUUGGAUGAAGAAGCUCCUGACGACCUUUGCAACGUUAACAAUUCUAACAUAGAAAACGAUCAAGUUAGGGGAGCUACCGUGAGCUUAGGUCGUCAGGCAUCUCUGCCUCGUCAUAUGAGGCAACUGUCACGGGAAGACGAAGGGGAUGAUAAGUACGACAUUGAUGCUGAAAACAUCGAGACGCCUCCCGUGACAAGGAGAGCCGAUGGCACACGGAGCUUUAAAUCACCCAAUGCCAAUAACUGGGUGGCACAAUCUACCGUGGACGAAGACCACGAGUUCGAAAAGCGAAGAGAAAAUCGCAAGUUCAGGAGCAUGACGAGCCAAGGAAGAAAGGCGCUUGUGGGAGAAGCAAUUCUCGACGGAGAGAAAAAUCGCAUGGGCGUGAGUGACGGAGAGGGUGAGGCUCCAAGCUCUCAUUUACCUUCACAAAGGCUGAUGAAAUUCAAGAAAUUGGCUGACCUGGCUAAAGAUGGCGACAGUGAAACGGAACAAAUGCUUUUCCGUCAAAAACAGAGCGAUGCUUGUGAUGAGUUGGGUGACGGAAAUUUCCAAAGGUUUGCAUCAGUGAGAAAAACCUUGCGCCACAAGAAAGGUGUUGACCGCUCUGAGGGAAAAGACAAUGAAGACCGUCAACCCGAAGCACGAAUGUUAAGCGAACCCGACGUGCCUGUGUCCGCGGUGCGGGAGACGCUAUCAACGAACAUUUUGGACGCUGCGCAAAGCGUUUCUAUCACAAGCAAUGCUGACGAUAAAGAUUCACGUCUAAAACGAUGGCAGAAAUUAAAAGAUUACAAGCUGGAUGCUGAUGAAAGUCAAGACGAGAGCUCCCUUAAGAACAAGAUUACGCGCAAGCUGUUCCCUAGUUCCGACAAGUACGAUGUUAAUAAAGCAACUCGCAGUAGCUUCCGCAACGACCCCAAGCCUCCUGCUUCAGAAAGACUGCAAAGGAAAAAUCAAGAUUCCUUCUUGGCCCGAGGCUCUGAAGCUCGCGGAUCAUUCCGUACUUUAAGCUCCUCCGCCACGGCUCCAUCUUUAAGAACGCGAAGAGGAGACAGGAUUCGAAGCGCCAUCGAUCCGAAUCACGUUAGAGAAGCCUUGGCAUCAGGUCUCCGUGUUCAGGAUGCAAGCCGGAGGCAGGGUGAAGCCAGACCCGGGUCCGUGAGAAAUGGCAGGGGCUCUUCAAAGGAUGAAAAAGAUGAAGGUUUUGAAGACACGAUCAGCCUCAAAUCAGAAAUUGCUAACCAGGAAUAUCACAAUGGAAAUUAUAUGAAUGAUCUAAAGGGCAUAAUUAGCCGCACUAGCAACGAUAACUCUAUUGAUGUGUCGCCAAAUAGCAAUAGAGUUGAUAAAUCCAGUUCCCAUGCCAGCCUUCGUUCGUCGCGGUCGUCUCUCGCUUCUGGGACGUCAGUAAAUACAGUUAAACCAGCCAGGCCUUUAUCAAACUCCCCGAGCAAUGCUAGUGUAGUUAGCAACCGGUCGGAUUCGGGCAAUAGAUCAAAAUUAUCAGAUUAUUCGUCUCCAUUUAAAAAUUUAACCAAAUCUUUAAGACGUGGUCUGGCUGCAGAGCCAAGCCACCUUGCGCCCACUCAGAACGGCCAAGCACGAACAUCAAGCACUUUUUACACUUCUAAUGGCCCCAUAUCUUCUCGACCUGUGUCUAGAAACGAUUCAAUUCGAUCUGUAGGUUCAAUAGGUAGGCAGUCAAGUGAUGGUUCUGUACGUAAAGCACCAACGCGCAGUGUAUCCAACGCUUCUAGUUCUCGCUUGAUAACUACAACCAAGCGGCCGUUGGUACCAGUUCAGCCUCGAGCUGCAACUCUAAAUUCCAAGAUAACUCAGCCGCGAUCAGUGAGCUCUAGCUCCGCUAAAGUUAAGCGAGGAGAUUCGGGAAGCUCAAAAGAAAACCUUUCUAGAUCAAAUUCCGGCAACAGUCGUUCUGGCACCACACGAGCGACUCCGACGCCGCGGGCAUCGGUAUCUGGGUCUCGAGACAAAGCCCCUCUUUCGGAAAAAUUAUCAAGCCUUCGAGCGGUGCCUACGAAAACGAGUACCAGCAUCAGCACUCGGAAAACAGUGUCGACUACACCUCCGGCAGCGCCAGGCUGCAGCAGAACCCUGCCCGCCUUCAUGCGCCCCACUACCUCUUCAACAUCAAAAACUUCUGACUCGGGCGAACCCGUACGUAAAAAUCGGGUUUCAUCCCGAUCGCUUAAUCCGACACCUGGCAGAACCCUAGUAAAAUAAUCAGUCGUUUCUUAUUAUUCGUUCAAAUAAGUGUGCCGUUAGUUCAUGGCCUACGAUUCAUCUAUAUAGAAAAUUUUCUAAUACUCCGCGUAGGUUUCUGUGUAGCUCGAACUUGUAAUAAUUCGCUUGCCUCCAAAGCAAUUUAGUAUUGCGAGUUGGUGCAUGGUGUGCUGUACAUGAACAUGAUAAACUCCCCAGAAUCUAACCAGAUUUCAUGGGAAGAGAUUAUCUGCGAAUAGUUUGAUAGAAGCGCCAAAGACAUCCACUUGAGUCGUUCGUUCAUUUUCUCGAAGAAAUAUUUGGAUAAAGUUAUGGUGUUGAAUUUUUUACCCGACUCAUGGAAUGAGUCAUAAUUUUAGGUCAGGUAGUGUUUUUCAUUUUACCGUUUGUAAAUGUCUGUAAAUUGCAUGAUAAUAUGCAGUCAAUUAUUUACUGUAUUUUUAUAACAAUGUAUCUACUAACCUGAAUGAGUAAGUUAGCUGCAGUCAUAAAUUUGACUCCUGGCAUCAAAACGAUGAUACAAUCGAAGAUUUAUAGUUGAAACUAUUGCAUUAAUUUUACCACAAUUCAGAGUUUAAUUUCUUUAUCAGUUUUCAAGUUUAUUUACUUCAUGUUAAGUUGAGUGAUGAAAUUGAUAGCAAUUCACUUCUAUUGUACGGUCAUUAAACUUACGUCAAUCACCUUCAAAGUUCACCGCGCCAGAGUGUGAACGAAGGUUUCCUGCCGUUUGUCUCCACUUUACGUUGUUAUUUACCCAAAAUGUAUCACUCGUUGUAAAUUUGCCUAAUUUAAAAACACGUCGAAAACAUCGCAGACGCCAAGCAUGUUGAAUUUCAGAACAGUAAUGGAAAUGAAAUGCAAAUGAAAACUGAAAGGCACCCGGGUUGACGUUAGCCAAUGAAAUAGCGUUCUUAAUCCUAAGUUAUUAAGCCAUCUUCAUUCGGAGAACUGCGGUCAACAAUCAUUUUAGAAAAUCAUGUCGGAUAAUCAUGUCGGUCAAGCUAAAAAUUGCCUUAAUACUAAUAAUUGAAUAGCCUUAUUUAUUAGGUGAACUUUCGGCCUUGCUGCCUACCUUAUAACUGCUUAUUCUUGACACGAGUGGUUAUUGCAAGAAAACUUGCUUCCUCUACCGACUGAGUGACUCCCCGCAUCUUUGCAAUAAAAUUUCAUGCUUAUAA
This is a messenger RNA of Hyalella azteca, 7227 nucleotides long. RefSeq lists its product as uncharacterized. The transcript is spliced from 24 exons. NCBI's taxonomy places the organism in Eukaryota, Metazoa, Arthropoda, Malacostraca, Amphipoda, Hyalellidae. Gene Ontology annotation, biological process: cellular component organization. The record is from RefSeq and is a predicted model, not a curated record. Gene Ontology annotation, molecular function: actin binding. Bases 8 to 6049 code for a protein of 2013 amino acids.